AUGCUGCCCAUUACGGACCACCUGCUGUACCUGCUGGGGCUUAAGAAGACGACGUUCCGCCUCUAUGCUGUGUCCAUGAUUCUCCUCUUCCUGCUCUUCUUCCUCUUCCGUCUACUGUUGCAGUUCCUACAGCUUUGCUGGCGCUUCUACAUCACCUGCCGGCGCCUGCGCUGCUUCCCUCAGCCCCCAAAGCGCAACUGGCUGCUGGGCCACCUGGGCAUGUACCUUCCGAAUGAGACAGGACUUCGAGAUGAGUCAAAGGUGCUGAACCACAUGCACCAUGUGAUCCUUGUGUGGAUUGGACCUGUCCUGCCACUCCUAGUACUGGUACAUCCUGACUAUAUCAAGCCUCUGCUCGGUGCCUCAGCGGCCAUUGCUCCCAAGGAUGACCUUUUCUAUGGCUUCCUGAAACCAUGGCUGGGGGAUGGAUUGCUGCUCAGCAAAGGGGACAAGUGGAGCCGCCACCGUCGCCUGCUGACCCCUGCCUUCCACUUUGACAUCCUGAAGCCCUACAUGAAGAUCUUCAACCAGUGCACAGACAUUAUGCAUGCCAAAUGGCAGCGCCAGGCAGAAGGCAAAGUGGUCUCGCUGGACAUGUUCCAGCAUGUCAGCCUCAUGACCUUGGACAGCCUUCAGAAAUGUGUCUUCAGUUACAACAGCAACUGUCAGGAGAAGAUGAGUGAUUAUAUUUCGGCCAUCAUUGAGCUGAGUGCCCUGGUGGUUCGGCGCCAGUACCGCAUACACCAUCACCUGGACUUCAUCUAUUACCUCACAGCAGAUGGGCGGCGUUUCCGGCAGGCCUGUGACACCGUGCACCGCUUCACUAAUGAGGUCAUCCAGGAGCGGCGGCAGCUGUUACAUAAACAGGGUGCUGAGGCCUGGUUGAAGGCCAAGCAGGGCAAGACCUUGGACUUCAUUGAUGUGCUGCUCCUGGCUAAGGAUGAAGAUGGGAAGGAACUGUCCAAUGAGGACAUUCGAGCUGAGGCUGACACUUUCAUGUUUGAGGGUCACGACACAACCGCCAGUGGACUGUCCUGGGUGCUGUUCAACUUGGCAAAGUAUCCGGAGUACCAGGAUAAAUGCCGGGAAGAGAUUCAGGAUGUCCUCAAAGGCCGGGAGCUGGAUGAGCUGGACUGGGAUGACCUAACCCAGCUGCCCUUCACCACAAUGUGCAUCAAGGAGAGUCUACGCCAGUUCCCACCUGUGACCCUUGUUUCCCGACGUUGCACGGAAGAUGUCAAGCUUCCAGAUGGGCGCAUCAUCCCCAAAGGAGUCAUCUGCCUGGUCAGCAUCUACGGGACCCAUUACAACCCCUUAGUGUGGCCGGACUCCAAGGUGUACAACCCUUACCGCUUUGAUCCCGAGAAUCCACAGCAACGUUCACCACUGGCGUAUGUGCCCUUCUCUGCUGGACCCAGGAACUGCAUCGGACAGAGCUUCGCCAUGGCCGAGAUGCGCGUGGUGGUAGCGCUGACGCUGCUGCGCUUCCGCCUGAGCGUGGACCGAACUCGCAAGGUGCGGCGGAAGCCGGAGCUCAUCUUGCGCACCGAGAACGGCAUCUGGCUGAACGUGGAGUCACUGCCUCCCCGGGCCUAA
Molecule: messenger RNA, 1596 nt
Organism: Chrysochloris asiatica (Cape golden mole)
Lineage: Eukaryota; Metazoa; Chordata; Mammalia; Afrosoricida; Chrysochloridae
Product: cytochrome P450 4F22-like
Exons: 12
Coding region: 1-1596 (531 amino acids)
Biological process (GO): ceramide biosynthetic process
Cellular component (GO): endoplasmic reticulum membrane
Molecular function (GO): oxidoreductase activity, acting on paired donors, with incorporation or reduction of molecular oxygen; heme binding; monooxygenase activity
Source: RefSeq, a predicted model, not a curated record